CCACCGAAAGUCCGCAGGAUCUCCUGAUAACAAUGCGCCUCUGGAACACCACCCGAGAGCAUGGCUUCCGGGUGCAGAGCAGAGCACAGCAUUCUAAUUUCUGAGCCAUUCUGAGCGGCACUCCCGCUUCAGCGUAGUAGGAUUGCCCGCCUGUUGUGAAGGUCUCUCCUUCAUGCAGAGACUUGCACUUCUAGAAUGCUACCAUACGUCCCCCGCAUCUGAUUGUGCAAGGAAGGCUAAAAAAAGCUGACUCAGGAAAAGACUUUGUUGAUAAGCUAGACACUAGUAGUAGUUGCAAGUGGUGGAUGUAUCGUAAGGCUGUUUCUGAGGCAAUGCCGUCAGCCUUAGAAAGAAGCAAAUCCCCUGAGCUUUCAAUUGGCCCCCUCCUACGGACAAUGGACUACACAUUCUGACUUCCACAAUGUGCAGCUAACCUUGUGCUUCACAUUGCACAUUUCCAUGAGGAAGAUUGCUUUGCCUAAGCCUUGCAGACUUGUUUGUAAUCGUCAUUGAGCGACAAGCAAGGAGAAGUUGCUCUGCUGAAAAAGGUCCUUGAACCAUAUUUCAGCAGCAUCUUCUGUGCCAGUGAAGCAGACAACAACGAACUAAGCACUUCCACAAAAGCAGGUUCUUCGUGGGACGUGUCAGUCGAAAAUCUCAGGACAGAAUGCCCCCAGCCAGCAGAGGGGGCAGGUCAAUCCUGACGGUGCUUAGCCUCCUCUGUGCAUUUUUCUGUGCCACUAGUGAGGGCCGCUUGCUGAAACUCCCUCGCUUACUGUCUAUUCCUGUAAUUCAAAACAGAGAGUUUGCACUGGGGAAACAAGCUGAGCAACACGACACAUUGGGCUUUUUAGGAGACCCUCACUUUGACAGAACCUCCCAGGGUAAAGGCAAGUCUACAGAUGCCUCACCACAUGAAGGUCCCCAGCUUAACACCAGUUCAACGACACAGAGGAGCGCCCAAGCUGACAAGCGCUCCUUGCGUCAAAAGUUAGAAUACCAAAACCUGCACGGGGGCUCGCCUGGAAACAUCAAAAGGAGGUCAGAACUUGGGCAAACCUUUGGCCUAUUCCCUUACCUGCCGGCGCUUUUUGCUUUCGGAGACUCUGACUUCGACCUUGGGAAUACCCUGUAUCUGAACGUGACGCCAUAUAAGGCGACGAAGUACGCGCCAUAUGGGGAGAGCUAUAAGGGCGGGGAUGCGCUGCGGGGCCGCUUCUGCGAUGGCCUGCUUGUCCCAGACUUUCUAGCUGAAGGGUUGGGGCUGCCGAUUUUGCCACCAAACUUCGCCCCCAACGCCUCCUUUUCCCAUGGGACCAGUUUUGCGGUGUCAGGGAGCGGGCUGCUCAACGCAACACGCAACAUGCAUAACCCCGCUAUCAAGACGCACCUCUUCGCGCAGGUCGAGAACUUUCUCGCCUUCCAGGAAGCCUCCAUCGACUACUGGGCGCAGCACGCCGAUAACCCGCCCCUGGCGCCCCAAUAUCCCCCUCCCUCCGCGUUCGCAAAAGCGCUGUACAUGGUGUUGGUCGGCGCAAACGACGUCCUCAAGUUCAUGGUGGUGCAACACGGCAAGCCGGGCCCGGCUGCUGACGUGUUCGUCGAGGAGAUGACGGCAAUGUACGGGCAGUUUGUGAAGGCCAUCUACGCUGCUGGCGGGAGGAACUUCGUCCUGUUCAGCCUGGGUAACAUCGGCUGUUCACCUUUGGCGCGCCAAAUAAACAACGGGACGUGCAGUCCCACGGUGAGCAGCAUAUGCAGCUCGCUCGCAGCUGCAACCGCCGCGCUGCCCGCCAGGCUCGCGGCGUCUGUGCCGGACGCCCGGAUUCUCGUAGGAGACAUGUUUGGAUUCAAUCGGGAGGUCGAGGGGGAUCCCUCUAGGUUUGGUGUAACAAACAUCGUCGACGCAUGCUGCGGAGGCGGAGUGCCGGGGCUCGGCAACACAUAUACUACUUGCGCCGAUGAGAAGCCCGCGACGGUGAACGGGGUGACGUAUCCUAGAAAGGUCUGCUCGAACCCCGGUACGUACCAGUUUUGGGACCAGUUCCAUCUCACCCAAGCGAUGAACCGCCAGCUUAGCCACGAAGUCCUCCGCGGUUCGUCUUGGGUUUACCCGGGGAACAUUCUCAAGACGUUUGUAGUGCCGCAGAUCGAAUCUACUUACGGAGUGGCGCCUUAAUGCUAAGGUAUUGCCCGCAGUUGGCUUUGCAAAUAUGGCCCGCAAGAGAGAUCGCCAAUGGCACCCGCCGCUUGCAACUGACGGACUGCUCGCGUUGUUACAUACUGGGAUCGCCUAAGUAGGGUGGGUAACUGCAUUGGUUGGACAGCGACUGCAGCAGUGAACAACUUUAGGCUUCUUGCAACUUGUCGAUCUAGGCUUCUGGCUUGCGCGUAUUUUGUGUAGCGGAAACAAAUGGACUCUCUGAUUACAUUAAGGAUCUUCACAGUGAACGAGUGUGCUCAGU
Messenger RNA from Klebsormidium nitens, 2465 nucleotides. NCBI's taxonomy places the organism in Eukaryota, Viridiplantae, Streptophyta, Klebsormidiophyceae, Klebsormidiales, Klebsormidiaceae. The record is from the annotation of a GenBank genome assembly.